Gymnodraco acuticeps is the source of this 3538-nucleotide messenger RNA. RefSeq names its product somatostatin-like receptor F_48D10.1 (gene sstr5). The coding region runs from base 1025 to 2389 and encodes 454 amino acids. The record is from RefSeq and is a predicted model, not a curated record. Gene Ontology annotation, molecular function: neuropeptide binding; somatostatin receptor activity. The transcript has 5 exons. Gene Ontology annotation, biological process: neuropeptide signaling pathway; cellular response to glucocorticoid stimulus; regulation of insulin secretion. Lineage: Eukaryota; Metazoa; Chordata; Actinopteri; Perciformes; Bathydraconidae. Gene Ontology annotation, cellular component: membrane; neuron projection.
UGCUGACACAUUCUGCUUAGCACCACGGACAGCGGACGAUUAGGAGACACAAGCUAUCCAUCGAUAUUUUUGGAGAAUCAGGAGACUAAAUGGACAAUGAGGAGUUUGGUUUGGGGAUUUUCUGAUUUUGAUUGCUCUCAAAAGUAUUUUGCGCUGCUUGGCAAAGUAAGCGUGUUCUCGUCUUUGUGUAAUGUAUGCGAGAGGUAAAAACGUAGCUUUUCUUUGGUAGUAAAAGUCCCUAAGCAAAGUUUAGAUUAGAUACCCUUUAUGCAUAACUAACACCAAGAGUAUCAGGCGUUAUUAUCGAGCUCCAGGCAGGUCUGCCGUGCGUAAAAGCCGUGCCGCUGAUACCAGCGAUACUCCCGCUUGACGCGUGCGACAGCAGAUGGAUUGUAUGUUUGCAGUGUCAUGUUGAUAGUCAGUGUUAUUAAAAUCGAAAACAGGUGAGUAAUUACGCAUAUUACUCCUUGUUAAAAAACCUAUUCGAAUGUAAGAUACAAGACAAUAUAGUAUUUGGAUUUGGCUCAAGGCGCAUGGUGAGCAUUGAAAGAAAAAUGAAAACACACACUUUGUCAUUCCAAGGAGAGAGUAACAGUGGUCAGUACACUUGACUGCUAUGAGUCGCCUACUUUAUCUAAGGCACAUAGCACACACCUAAAUUCAAGACACUUAUCAAAUGGGUCAAACCACUGUUUCAUUGUUGCCUAGUGAGUAAGUAAAGUUAUUCCAAUAUAGCAUCCUUUUUUAAAAAAGAAAAUAGAAAAAAAAGUACAACAAAUAAACAUCAGCAGAAACAGAACUUAAAAAGAUACAAAAAUCACAAACACUCGAGGCGAAACAAGGGUCUUUUAGUGAGUUUCCAGCUGCUUUUUAAAGGCUUCUACAUACAUUGAUUUGUUUCUGUUCCAAAGUAAACAUGGAAACUAACAAGGCGGAAGUAAUGACUUUCUUUUAAAUGAGUAAAAACCUGAGGUAACAAAUCUACAUCUGGACUCUGGCACCAUCAUCCUCUCUGAAACCUACAAUGGAGCCCCCUGAGCAAAGCUACUGGUUUCCCCUGGCAUCAGACCUCAACUCCUCCUCUGCAGCCCCCCCGUCGCCUUUCCUCUUCUCCUACCUCCACCUCUCCAACAUCUCCUCCAACCUGUCCACUCAGAGUGUCCCCUUCCAGGGCAGCAGCACCCUGAUGACCGCUCUCAUCUCCCUCACAAUCUUCAUGGUGGGUCUGACCGGCAACACUCUGGCCAUCUACGUGGUGCUGCGCUAUGCCAAAAUGAAGACAGUCACCAACAUCUACAUCUUGAACCUGGCUGUGGCCGAUGAGCUCUACAUCAUCGGGCUCCCCUUCCUCACCACGCAGAACGUGCUCUCCUAUUGGCCAUUUGGCACCUUCCUGUGCCGCGUGGUCAUGACAGCAGACACCAUGAACCAGUUCACGUCCAUUUUCUGCCUGACGAUAAUGUCCAUCGACCGCUAUCUGGCUGUGGUUCAUCCAAUCCGCAGCACCAAGUGGAGGCACCCCCGCGUGGCCAAGGUGGUGAGCGCAGCCGUGUGGGCCGUGUCCUUUGUGGUGGUCCUGCCUGUGUUCAUCUUCUCUGAUGUUCAGGAGACAUUUAACUCCUGCAACAUGAACUGGCCAGAGCCAAAUAACGCGUGGUCAACAGCCUUCAUCCUCUACACUGCCACAGUGGGCUUCUUUGGACCCCUGCUCAUCAUUUGCCUCUGCUACCUGCUUAUUAUUAUCAAGAUUAAGUCAUCAGGGGUGCGGGCGGGCUUCACCAAGCGUCGGCGUACGGAGCGCAAGGUGACGCGGAUGGUGGUGGUUAUCGUGGUGGUGUUUGUGCUCUGCUGGCUGCCGUUCUUCAUCAUCAACAUAGUCAAUCUGGUGGCCAUCAUCCCAGAGUCCAGCGUCAGUGCCGGCAUCUAUUUCUUCGCUGUCAGCCUGUCAUACGCCAACUCCUGUGCCAACCCGGUGCUCUACGGCUUCCUGUCAGACAACUUCAGGCAGAGCUUCAGAAAGGUUCUGAGCGUGGGGACUGUGCGGUGCAAGACCAACGGUGUGGAUGACGGCGACCCCAGUGCUCCUCGCACGGAGAAAACCACGGCACACGACUGCGUCCUUUUCUCCCAACGAAAUCAGGCCUACCACGACCCCCAGAGCAGCCAGAUCUCUCCUCACCCUCCAGGCUCGCCCACCUCCCACACAGCAGCAGACCUGCACCGCUCCACCCCGACACCUCAACCUUUCUCCUCUUGCCCAGGAGUCGGACCCCCCACCACCCCGGUAGACUCCACAGCGGCUUCCAUGGUAACUCCGGCUGAUCUUCCCACCAUCACUGCCCUGACCUCCCCCACCUCUCCCGCAUCCAUAGCUCCUCCGGAACAGUAGCCAGCGAUCGAUGGAUAUCAUGGGGUUGUAGGAAGUGAAAAGAAAAGCGGAGGAGGAAAUAUAUAACAUGAUGUCACAUGAGUGGAAGCAUCGAAGUAGCUGAUGAAAACAGAAAAAGUGGAUGCUUGUCGGCAUUUCCAACCUAAAAGGCAUUUCCGGGACUAUAUUUUGACAACACUCCUAAAUGCAUUUCAGCAUUUUUGAUCCAUUACGGUAAACAACAUCAUCAUCACUUACGAGUCACGGUGAAUCUUUACCUGUAUGAAUAGCUCAGCUGUUCAACAACCUCCAUUUCUUUCCAUCUGACACAAGUGCCUUUUCAGACCGCUUUCGGCUAUCUUCACAGCUCCUGAACAGACGGGAACAUUACAACUACAGUAUGUUCUUUCACAUUCUGUUUAUCUGUCACUCAACAUGUUAGAAGGUCAUUACUUUUCAGGACCAAAAAUGCCAUCGAGGACAUAUUUCAAUACAGCGGAGGAGAUUUCCUGCAGGUAUAGAUAGGACAUUUCCUGCAGGUACAGGAAAUGUUUAUUUAUGUUUAAACCGGGCAUUACAACGUUCCAUUUUUGCACACCACACAUUUUGAUUAAAACUGAAAUGAUUAUUCCUAGUAAAAAUCUUGCCUACUACAGCUUUAAUGAAAUAGCUAAACAUCACAAAGUACUAUAGUGUUGAGUGUUUCUGCAUUAUUGUACAAGUGUAUUGUGUCCGUUUCAAGGUCCUUGUUACUUUGGUUCUCCUCACUUAAAGAGGAACACCACCUAAAUGAAAACACCAAUAUCUUAUUUCAAUGGUGCAGGAAGGUUCCAUCAUGAUAAUUGUGAACAUGAGAUACUCUCUCUCAAAGCCACAAAGAAGAGAAGAGAAAACCAGUGGUCAAAUCUGUGACUUCAUCAGGUAUAAAGUCUUGAGCAUGCAGCUCCAUAGACAAUUACAUUUUAUUUAUAAACCCAAAAGGCAUUUUUCUUUUGUAGUUCUAUUGUAAUCCAUUACCCCUGAGUGCUCUGUGUUGGAGCAGUUGGAGACUUUAUACUUUACGACAUCACACAUUUGAGUCUGAGCGCUCAUGGAUGAGUUUAUGUUUACUAAUAUAAUUAUAAAGAACCACAGGAAUAAUAUGUAUAAAAUAAGAAGUUAAAAAAAAAA